Pangasianodon hypophthalmus (striped catfish) is the source of this 987-nucleotide messenger RNA. Its product is annotated as CD276 antigen homolog. The record is from RefSeq and is a predicted model, not a curated record. Gene Ontology annotation, biological process: immune response; positive regulation of T cell proliferation; negative regulation of T cell proliferation. Lineage: Eukaryota; Metazoa; Chordata; Actinopteri; Siluriformes; Pangasiidae. Gene Ontology annotation, cellular component: external side of plasma membrane. Bases 233 to 643 code for a protein of 136 amino acids. The transcript is spliced from 3 exons.
GUUUAUAACUGUAAAUAAAGCAAUAUGAAGCGCUUUAAGUUUUUGCUUAAAAAGUGACUGAAAUGCUUUUAGCUGAAAUAUUUUUUUUUUCAUUCAUAUUUACACUGUUAGAUUUUUAUUGCGUCAACAACGUUGAGGUUAAAUUUUUUUCAUGAGUAGAGCAGCAGCAUCAGUACACGAGUGAACAUGAACACGAUCUCGAUUACAAUCUGCAGACACAACUCCAGAGAGAAUGGAUUUCACAAAGUCUGUUUGUAUCUGCAUCUGGUGCUUCAUCAUGUAUGUGGACUCCCCCUCUGUAGACUCUCAGAUCACUGUACCUGCUCGAGAGGGAAACACAGCGGUCCUGCCAUGUAAAUUACACGUCACUACUGCCCAAGCACUACACGUCUCAUGGAGUAUUGGUGAUGAGGUUGUGUUUGAGCGAUGCGGUGAGGAGACAUUUCAGCGAUCAGAAUAUGAAGAUCGUGUGGACGUUCCUGAGGAGGAACUGCUUAAAGGAAACUGUUCCCUGGUGUUCAAGAACAUCAGAAACACUGAUCAGGGAAUCUACACCUGUUCACUGAUGACAGGACACAGGAAGAGAUCUGCCAUGACCAACAAGGACUUCAUCCAGAGUGUUACACUCCUCCUAGAUCAAUAAAUUAAUAUUGGAGCUUUAACGUUUUAUCAUAUUUUGUACCUGCAACGCCAUUAAACUCUGAUUGUUCAAAACUAAACAGCAUUUUAUUUAUUCAUUUUAUUUCAUAUUUAAUUUCAAGUGUACAUUCGCUUCAUCUCAAUGAUGAUCAUGAAGUGUAAAUAACUGAAGAUAGAUAGAUAGACAGAUAGAUAGAUAUUGGGGAAAUGAUGAGUUAAGCAGAAAUAAUUUUAACAACUGUUACAACCACAAUUAGUCUAGGGCUAUGUCGGGAAUAACACUUAUUUCAUUACUAAAAAAAUCUCAGAUGUGUGUGUGUAGUCAGGGACCAUCAACAAGUAAUGCAA